AUGCCUCCAUCGACCGGAAAAGGAUACCUUCUAAAUGGACCCGCUGACUGGGACUCCUUUGAGCAAUCAUACAUUAUGAAAGUCUCCGCUGAACGCGUCUACGAACUGGGAAGGCUCAAUACCCCUGCUCAGUUCAUAGACAAAAGGAUCACAGAGCCAAGGAGGCCUGAGUUCAGCGACUACCUCGCGCGAGAGCAAAACGAAGCUCGUUCCCGCUCCACGAAUUCCUCUCAGUCUACAGUCAGAUCGUCGGAUCCAGCCACAUCGUACGUCGAACUUGUGCCUGAGGAUCAAGAGGCAUACAAGGCAUCGAUGGCAAUAUAUAAGAGCGAUCUUGAUAGAUAUAAUAAGCAAGCGGAUGGAAUCAGGAAUGUCCUUAAUUGGAUGAUUGAAAAGAUCAAUCCACACUACGUCGAAACAUGCUCCCCUGCGAUGAACGAAUCCACACAGCAUGACAAUAUUUCGAUGUUCUAUACGAACCUGAAAGCUGCUCGAACCAACUGGGAAGAUUGGAUUACCUCAUGGGAAAAGGCAAUGAGAAUUGCAAAGCUCAGAGGGGUCGCAGAAGCACAACACUCAAAUACAUGGUUUGAGGAUCUACAGCAGAAUCUGGAUGUUCAAUUUAGGAUAUUCUUGCGAAUUGAACAAGGACAGAAUAAGGAUGCAAUUGAAGCAGGCACCUACCUUCCGCUAACUUUCUCUGCACAAUUUCGCCAGGAAAUUCAAUCAAUGAAGAGGAGAAGCGAUCGCAAUCCUAGAAAUCAGGUGGCAAAAGGGAGCUUCAAAACCACGUUUCAAGACUCCUCCCCAGAAAUAAGGAAGCGAAGCAGAUCAUCAACGGGAGAAACCAAGAUAAGCCCAGGCAGAGAAGGAUCAGCAAAACGACCUCGGGCUUCUAUAGAGUUAGAAUUGUGUAUAUUAUGCGAGAAGAAGCACAAGAACGCCAACACGACAUCUUGCUGGGUGGCGUUCCCUGAGAAGGCCCCAAAGAAAUACCCUACAUCACAACCCAGUGAUCUCAGAGAAGACAGCUGCAUUCAUGAUAAAGAGCAGCGAUUACCCGUUACAAACCUCGGCCAUACUGGACUCAGGUACUACAAUACAUAUCUUUUCAACAGUGCCAAAAGGUUCAAGAAACUAGGGAUCGCAACAGCAGGGGAUGGCGUCUUUGCAGGGUCAAGAUGGCUACCAAUCCUAGGAUAUGGGGAAGUACAACUAGAAGUAUGCAACCUGGAAAAUGAGCCUCAAAAGCUCGUUUUGAAGGGCGUUGCAUACUGUCCAGAAAUGGGCACUAACCUUAUAUCCCUGAGGAGGUUACGCCAAAUUGGGUACUGGUGGGACCAGCGCAAUAACUCAGAUGUGAUCAGACACAUAGGUGGUCAGGCACUAUGCAAAUUAAUGCUUAAACACGACCAAUAUGUAAUGAGUUACAUUCCCAAAACCGGGAAACAAGCCGCGUUUCCAACUAGGCACCUGCAAUACAACUCAUGGACUGCGAAAAAGCCAAACAACGCAAGGGCCAUGACAUGGCAUCGCCGAUUAGGACACCCAGGCCCUCGAAGUCUUGAACACCUUGUGAAUCAUACCAUAGGAGCGAGAAUCAAGGGACCGUCUACAAUCGAAUGUGACGUAUGCGGAUUGGGAAAGAUGAAGAGGCAAGAGAGACGCGAACCUCGGAUACGAAACUCGAAUCCAGGAGAGAGAGUCUCAAUUGACUUUCACGACUAUCCUCCAGGAUUACACCAGUACUCGUCAUGCGGAAUAAUUACAGAUCGUCAAUCAGGUCUCUGUUGGGACUAUUAUUUCACCAAUCGAUAUGAUGAGAACCUUCUGUCAAUGCUAAAACACUUUACCCAGAUGCUUGAAACAAUGUACAACAUCAAACUACGAAUCAUCGAAACAGAUAACGAGCUGCGAAAAGGCGGAUUGACCCGCGCAUGGCUCGAAAACAAGGGUAUCCAAGUGGAAGAAAGUGCACCACGCACACAACAACAGAACGGCUCUGGCGAGCGUUCUGGGGGGACUCCGUACGAAAGCUUCUUUUCUGCGAUUCAAAGCUCGCAAAACUACAUCCAACCUCGUAUUGGGCAUAUGAAAAUGAUUGGAUGCAAAGCCUUUGCGAUGACAAAGUCAGCUCAGCAGAAGGAUAAACGCCUACAAUCAAGAACAAACCCAAAAGCGUGGAUCGGAUACCUUGUGGGAUAUAACUCACAAAACAUCUUUCGGAUCUGGAACCCCCUGACUAAUAAGAUAUAUAUCACUAGAGAUGCUAUCUUUAAUGAGGAAGAAUUCUUCAGCGCUAACGAGUUACAGGUGACAGAAACGAUCGGGGAAGAAACCCUAGAAGAAUUACAAGUGAGAUUGCAAUCACUUAUGAACACUGAGCAAAUCGAUCAGGUCUUGGAACCUGUUCAGGGCCCAGACGAGCUUGAAAGCCAAGAAUCGACUCUCGAAAAUCUGAUUGACGACUUGCCUACAGAAGAGGCAGAGCCAACAGAGGAUCAAGAAGACGAUGGUACAAAGUACACUCAAGCUCGAUUCGAGCUCUUACCUACUCCUCCAGAAAGCCCAUUUUCAAGCUUCUUAGCACAAAUUGGAAUACAGUCACCUGCAAGAAAAGAAGGACUUGACGUGGACCUGAAAAUCCUCAAUCAAGCCUUCAACGCCGGAACAAUGGCUGUACCAAUUGCAAAGCAAGAAGGAAAGCUGAUAACAAAGGCAACGAGGAGCAGAUACAUCCGCGGAAGACUGAAGCCCAGAUGGGAAGCGCAAAAGAGCCAUAUGAACCUCGUUCCAGACAAGGAGAGACUCCAUCGGAGGAAUCUGCCACCGGCUCCAAGCUCUUUUGGAAGUCUCACCGGUCACCGGUUCGAGGAGGAGUUCAAACAAGCGCAAAAGGACCAUCUGGAGAGUCAUAAGCAGAUGCGAUCAUGGUCAGAGAUUUCGAGGCUUGAUCCCCGAAUUGGAGACUCGCAAGUACUUGACUGUAUGUGGGUCUUCACAUAUAAGUUUGACAAACAUGGGUACCUGCGAAAAUGCAAGGCAAGGCUUGUAGUUCGAGGAGACCAACAGUAUAAGUCAAGCACAGAUGAUACAUAUGCUGCUACCCUUGCUGGAAAGUCAUUCAGGACGCUUAUAGCAAUUGCUGCAAAAUAUGACCUAGAGCUCCUGCAGUACGAUGCAGUGAAUGCGUUUGUAAAUGCAAAACUGCAAAGCAAUGUAUUCAUGAAGCUGCCACCCGGUUACCGGAGUGGUGAGAAACAGGAUCGAAUACUGCUCCUACACAAAGCACUUUACGGUCUGCGCAUCGCACCUCUUUUGUGGCAAAUGGACCUCGGAGAUACCCUCGAGGCUCAAGGCUGGAAUCAAGUCCCAAAUGAACCAUGUUGCUAUCGGAAGGAGAAUAUCCUUAUGUUCUUCUACGUAGACGACAUAGUAUUUGCAUAUAAGAGAGAAGAUGAGAAGAGUGCCUCUCAGGCUAUUGAGCAACUCCAACGAAAGUAUACACUUACUGGAGGAAAAGAGCUUCAAUGGUUCCUUGGAAUGGAAAUCAUUCGAGAUCGAAGCUCAAGGCACAUCUGGGUAACUCAAAUCUCAUACGUGGAAAAGAUAUGCGAACAGAGCACUUCAAAAACGCCAAACGCGUCUCCAAUGUCAAAAGAAGAACUCCUCCCUAAUGAAGGCACCGCCAGCUACAAGACAACUGCCUGGUAUCGAAGGGCCAUAGGGUCACUGCUCUACGCCAGUGUAAUUACUCGGCCGGACAUCGCAUUUGCAGUAUCAAGACUGGCACGUUUUAUGACCAACCCAAGCGAAAAACAUGUGGAGGCGGUGAAUCGAGUUUUCAAUUACCUAAACGACACUCGUUUCUAUGCAUUGGAGUUUGGUCCCGGAGAGGGGUUCGACGUUCACAGUGACGCAUCUUUUGCAGACAAUUCCCUAGACCGCAAAAGCUCUCAAGGCUAUGCAAUGAAACUCUUCGGAGGUCUAAUAGGAUGGCGAGCCAAUAAACAAGACACUGUAACGACAUCAACAACUGAAGCGGAGCUAUUGGCACUCUCACAAGCAGCAAAGGAAGGUCUAUUUCAGAAAAGGCUCCUCCAAGGACUACAACUCGAGCUGCCAAUUGACCAAAUGCACCUCGUCCUCUGCUCAAAAACUCGACAGAUCGAUCUCCAACUGUUUUGUGACAAUAAACAAACGAUCGGCCUCUUGAAGAAUCCACUACAAAAAUUAAAGACGAAACUGAAGCAUGUGGAUGUACACAACCAUUGGCUGCGCGAACAACUAAAACAAAAGACCCUAUCUCUUCAGUAUAAACAAAGUUCAGAAUUGAUUGCAGACGGGAUGACCAAAGCACUCCAGGGCCACUCACAAAAGGAAAGCUGCAAGCAAUUUGGACUUGUGAAUAUUGAAGAGAAAAUCCGAAUGAGGAGAGAAAAGGUUACUGCGGAAAGAACGAUUGAGGAAAUCCUAGAGGAGUUGAAAAUUUAG
This is a messenger RNA of Fusarium fujikuroi IMI 58289, 4494 nucleotides long. Its product is annotated as probable retrotransposon HobS hobase. The transcript is spliced from 4 exons. Gene Ontology annotation, biological process: DNA integration. The record is from RefSeq and is a predicted model, not a curated record. The coding region runs from base 1 to 4494 and encodes 1497 amino acids. Gene Ontology annotation, molecular function: nucleic acid binding. NCBI's taxonomy places the organism in Eukaryota, Fungi, Ascomycota, Sordariomycetes, Hypocreales, Nectriaceae.